CUCUAUCUUCCUCUCCGAAACUAUGUAGCAGUAGAAUUCUUAUCUCUGUUAUCAUAGCUCCAUCCAUGGCUCUUUCAUUCUGUAACAAUCAUCUGCUUCAUCUGAACAAAAUCCCUUUUGCUCUGCAAUCUCAGCGCACACCUUCAUCAAACACCACAUACACAAGCUUGCUCCAAUUCCCAUCAAUCCGGUGCUGCUCAACUCUCAACCAGAAAAACAGCAUCAAUCUCAACACUUGCAAGAACUGCAAAACCCAAUUCGACCCUGCCCUCAAUCACCCUCGUGCUUGCCGAUUUCACACUGCCCAUUAUGGAGGAGAAACUAAGAGAAAGUUUGAGAGUGUGUAUGAAGGGGGUACCAUGAACACUCCUGACUCUGGCAAAGUUCUUCAGUAUUGGCAUUGCUGUGGAUCUGAAGAUCCAUUUGAUCCUGGUUGCACUGCUUCUCCUCACUCCUCCUAUGAUGACUAAUGUAGAUGCCAUUCAUUAUCCAUGAAUCUGUGGUUCACUUAUUGCAUUUAGGACUCUUCUUGCUAAAUAUUAUAGCUUUCCAAACACUUGUACAAAUUCAUUGAUACAAUAAUUUCUGAAAAAUUUGAAUGCUGUCCUCGUGGAAACAUAUAAUCUGCAACAUAAUCCUCAGACUUUACUUAGUAUAAUAUGUUUGUUAAAGGAGACUAGGAGGUGGAGGAAGAAUUCUCUAGGAGGACCAGCAGUUGAUCAAUGUAGACUCCAUUUAAUUGUGAUUCUCAUUCAUUAUGUCUCA
This is a messenger RNA of Lotus japonicus, 765 nucleotides long. RefSeq lists its product as uncharacterized. The record is from RefSeq and is a predicted model, not a curated record. The coding region runs from base 66 to 470 and encodes 134 amino acids. NCBI's taxonomy places the organism in Eukaryota, Viridiplantae, Streptophyta, Magnoliopsida, Fabales, Fabaceae. The transcript is spliced from 2 exons.